AUGCAGCCUCUGACCGCAGCCCUCAGUCUGGCCCUGUGCGCCCUGAGCGCGUGCACAGACGCGGUGCCGCCCGCGCCGCGCCACGCCGGCCACGACCUCCUGCACCACGACGGCGACUGGGGCGACGGCGGGCGCGGGGGCGGCGCCGGGCGCUGGCAGGACAGCGGCUACUUCCAGGGCGACAUCAUGCUGCCCGCCAACGCGUCAGCCCGCAACGGCCUCCUGUCCGCGGCGGCGCGCUGGCCCAACCGCGUCAUGCCCUACUACAUCGACCCCACCUUCACGGCCGCCCAGCGCGCAGUCAUCGAGAGCGCCGUCGCCGACUACAACGCGCGCACCUGCGUCACCAUGCGGCCCUACCGAAGCGGCGACUCGCGCUACAUCUGGAUCAAGGGCGACAACACGGGCUGCUGGUCGUACGUGGGCGCGCAGGGCGGGGUCACCAUCCAGUUUGGGGCAACAUCCAGUAAUGUGGUACGUACCCGACCCCCUGUGCCGCACGCCUCCCUACACUCUCAAGUGCACAUAACCGUCACCCGCGCUGGGCCCGGCAGGCAUGGAGCACAACUUCGGGACAAGUUACAGCGCCAGCGUCAUCAGACUUUGGCGUGGACGUACGAUACGGGCAGCAUAAUGCACUACGACGCCUACGCCUUCAGCAAGAACGGACAAAAGACCAUCGUCGCCCCGCGACCAAUCGGACAGAACAGUGGCUUCAGCUCUUCAGACAUCCUCAAGCUGGAGAAGAUGUACGGCUGCCGAUGACCUUCGACCCAUACAUUCUGAGCGAAUCGCAUCGCUGCCAAUUUGUACAUACAUUCCUAUUUUCUACGUCAAUAAAUACUUUUACUAAAACAGCGCUACAUAUUGGAGCGGAAGAUCGAAAUGUACGGUGCUGCUUAUUCUUGAACACAUUUUCUUAUGAAUAAAUUAUUUUUCUACAGAA
This is a messenger RNA of Gryllus bimaculatus (two-spotted cricket), 946 nucleotides long. Lineage: Eukaryota; Metazoa; Arthropoda; Insecta; Orthoptera; Gryllidae. The record is from the annotation of a GenBank genome assembly.